Molecule: messenger RNA, 3295 nt
Organism: Caenorhabditis auriculariae
Lineage: Eukaryota; Metazoa; Nematoda; Chromadorea; Rhabditida; Rhabditidae
Source: the annotation of a GenBank genome assembly
AUGGCGCGGCGUAUUCUUUCCUAUCUUUACUACAUUAUUCUGUCAAAACUUGGCCCAAGAGAUAUUCGGAAGUUGAUUUGGCGAACCAGAAAGAUUCGUCUCAUCGUUUCUAACCGAGGAAAAGGGCAUGGGUAGGCUUCUCCCACUAACACAAAAAACAGCCAUGUUCAGGGUUCUAAAUGUUCCGUCUGUUCUUUGCUUCACAAAAGGGCUGUUACCGAAUCAGCUGGUUAGAGUUUCCUUCAAUCACAAGGACAGAUAUGGUAAAAAAAAACGUUGACUUUAGUUUGAAACGAACCUUUGAAGUUCUCAGGACAGUCCAACUUAACUGAACGUAUCCUCAAACUCGAGAUCGACAACCGACUGUCCUCCGACGAAGUUAGUCUAUCCAGAACCGACGCUUUCAACGUCUUUGGCCACCAGCCAAUCUAUGAUGUUAAAGUACAGGUUUCAUAUAUUUUUCAGUUUGAACAAUUUUCAAUCAUUUCCAGGACAUCGUUCCCACAUCAGCUUUGCGAAUAGAGAAACUGUCGGUUGCUGAAAAUAUCAAACUGGCGAGGAUCCAACAAAGCGAAACGAAGCCGCCGACUUUGGAGUUUAAUCAACUUCGUCAACUUCUUUCCAAGCAGAGGUUCGAUAUGAAAAAAAAUAACCAAAAUAUUUUUACAGUAUUUUACACAAUCAUGACGUUAUUUGCAUUCGUAACACUAACCGCCAAAAUUCUCAACAAAUGCCGCAAUUUUAUAGGGUUCGUCAUUCUUCUUUUUUUUUUUAAUUUAGGAGCUGAGUCAUUUAUUUUCAUUUCUUCUAGCAUGAGUCGAAAAACAGGAUUUCCACAGGUAGACUGUGACCCCUCGCCAUGCCUAGUCGACCAAACUACAAGCGUUUACGAAACGGCCGAAGUUAAUGGAUUUUGUCCAUUCGGCGGCUUCACAAGCCCUUUUUACUUGCACCCGAGUCUCAAGGACAUCGUCGAUCGUUUGACGAGCAUUUACAAUGCUUACAAAGAAGUUCAUUUUUCGAAAAGUCUCAAAUCGAAGUAACCAUUAAGAAAAACGAAACUGUGCUCCAGCUUUUUUUAACGGGAGCUGCUGGAAAUGGGAAAAGACUGGCGGCUAAGCUUUUUGCUGCGUCCACACAUCGAAGCUUCGUCGAAGGAGAUGCCUACGACGUCUGUGCCGACGUCAUCUCUCAAACUGAAGCCAAAAUCAAAAAUUUAUUUGAAAAAGGUUAUUAAAGAGGGAAAUAUUUUCUUAAAAAAUACAAUUCAGCCGAAAAAACGCAGCCUUGUGUCCUAUACGUCGGCAACGCCAACGUCUUAGGAUAUGAUUCAACUUCGGGCGUAGGUGAACUCUUUGUCUGCCUAAAUUUCUUUCUUCAGUCACUAAUAAAAUCCAAUAAAACAUAUAUGUAAUCUACUAGGCGGUGAACAAGCAAAAAGCAUGGUCUUAGGGUCCUUUGCCUCGUUCUUCUGCAAGUAGUUCAUCCCUUUGUUCCUUGACGAGAUCAGAAGUAGCGGAUAUGGUGAGCGAGGUUCUCUGGAAGAAAACCCGGAUACCGUGCUCUAAGUGGAAGCCUCGAAAUUAGCCCCUUUGAGCGAAGAUUUUACACGGAAUCAUCCUUCAUAACAUCAGAAAAAACUUCAAAACCACUGACUGAUACAAUAAGUAAGAUAUUCUUUCAAAAAUAACAGAACAUGGCGACACUAAAUAUUUUCUUUUCUUUCUUUGAAGUCAACUCAGCGAUGAAUUAAUUUUACCUAUAUAUAGAUUGUUACAGAUCAGAGGGUGCUCAAUUUUUUCUGCGAGCAAGCCGAAGAAAGGCCACAAAUCACGGUGGUCCUCUCCUGCGAUAGUGAUAUGGUGGGUUAGUCAAAAAAAAUUUUCUAAAAAUUUUUUUUAGUUGAAACAAACACCGGAAUCAGUGAAAUCAAUCGGUCUCUACACGCUCGCCAUUCCACAUAUGGACGAAGAAGACCGAUUUUUGUGGGUCAGACAAUUUAUUCCAGAGAACCUCGCUCAUUUCGUGGUUCAGAAAACAUCGGUUUGCAAAUCGCACUAAAACUUGGAGAAAACUUGUAAUUCAGGGCUUUUCGCUAUCCGAGAUGCUGGAGCUGGUCAAAAACAUUAAAUACAAGCAGACGAAAAGCAAAAAAGAUGCACCUGAGCAGGAAUUCGCGGAGUGGGCAAUAGACCAACGAAACGCCAACUUUGCAGAUGCCAUAGGAGCUCCCAAGGUUUUUUUCACUUCUCGAAAAUUUAAUGGAAUUUCAUCAUAGAUCCCCAACGUGUUUUGGGACGACGUUGGAGGAUUGGAAGAAGCAAAGCAGACAGUCGUGGAGAGCAUUCAAGCCAACAUGUAUGGGUCGCAAGGACUCAAACGGUCUGGAAUAAUCCUGCACGGAGCUCCUGGCUGUGGAAAAACUCUCAUAGCCAAAGCGGUCGCCACAGAAUUCAAAGUAGCUUUUCUCAGCGUGAAAGGACCCGAGCUUCUCAACAAAUACGUUGGGCAAAGUGAAGAAAACUUGCGAAAAGGUUAGAACAAAAACUUCACCUCGAAGGACUUCUAUUACAGUUUUUGAAAGAGCCCGUCAAGCAUCACCUUGCAUAAUCUUUUUCGACGAGAUCGAUUCCCUGGCUCCGAAUCGUGGAAAAAAUGGAGAUUCUGGCGGUGUGAUCGACAGGUUCCUAAGAAUACACGAUAAAACCCGAACAAGAUAGUUUAAGGAUCGUCUCUCAACUUCUGUCUGAGCUCGACAAGCUUCACAAUUCGUCAAAGACUAAGGUUUUUGUGAUGGGAGCUACCAACAGACCAGAUCUUUUGGAUUCAUCUCUUCUCACGCCCGGAAGGUUUUUGAACAUCGUUACGUGACAAGAUAUUGAUCAAGUUAGGUUCGACAAACUAGUCGAGAUUACACCUGGUCGAGAUUUCUCGACGCGAACCAAAAUAUUGGAGGCCGUUGCUCGGAAAGUGAGACUGCAUGAGGAUGUAGAUCUUACAGAAAUUGUAAGUUAUUUGGAUAAAUUUCAUAACGGUGAAAACUGAUUUUCAAGGCAAAAGCUUGCGAUGAAGAAAUGUCCGGAGCUCAGCUCUCAGCUCUGGUUUCAAACGCCGCAAUGCGAGCAAUCAUUGAAAGAGUAAGUGAUAACUUAUUCGAAAAUCCAAGGCGACUUUUCAGGUUCAACAGAUUGAGAGCGGACAACUUCAGUCAAAAACUGGCGAACUGCGUCUUACGCAAAAACACUUGCUGAGAUCUUUGCAUGAAAUGACCGAGAAGUCAAUAAAAUCAAUUUAA